This is a messenger RNA of Danaus chrysippus (African queen), 552 nucleotides long. NCBI's taxonomy places the organism in Eukaryota, Metazoa, Arthropoda, Insecta, Lepidoptera, Nymphalidae. The record is from the annotation of a GenBank genome assembly.
AUGUCUCUCUUCCAUAAUAUUCGUUCAGUUAUUAAUAGAGCAGUUUUAUCAGAUAUAAGAAUUGCAGUACGUUACUAUUCUGAUCAACCCGAUGAAAGCGAGGAACAACAGAAACCAAUAGAUCCUACAAAAGACCGAACAAAAAUUAUUCCUCUAGAAACUAGUAUUAGAUAUUUGCAAAGUGACGCAUAUAAAACAACUUAUGGAGACAAACCAGUAUGGUUUUUAUAUAGACGCAAUCACAAAGGAGGAUUUGCACCCAGAAAGACAAGACGAACAUGUAUUCGUAAUGGUAUAAUAUCGACAGGGAACCCGUGCCCAGUUUGCCGCGAUGAGUACUUAAUACUUGAUCCAAAAAAUGUAUCCCUUCUAGAACAGUUUAUAUCAGAGUACACUGGACAGAUCCUAGAGCCUUCUAAAACUGGUCUCUGUCAGAAAAAACAUAAAGAGCUAUUGGUUGCCAUUGAACGAGCUUGGGAUCAAGGAUAUAUAACAUAUGAUGUGCCUUUCAGGGAGUAUGAUUACAGUCUUUACAAUACUAAUGUAAAUUGA